AUGGUACUCAAGGGACUCCCUGAUCAGUACAAAGCUUUUGUUGCUAUUAUAACACAAUCCGAAACUGUAGACACAUUUCACAAAUUCAAGCAAGCUCUGAGAAAUUUUGAUGAAACUGAAACUGCCCGAUCUACAAAACCAGAAGCUAAUAAAAAUGAAGCUAUUAUGAAAGCACGAAAUGAAUAUUUAUCUAAACAACUCAUUUGUUACAGUUGUGGAGUUGCAGGACAUAAAGCGAGUGAAUGUCGGCGACAAUGGUGUACCAUUAAUGAUGACUUCAGUAUGAAAAUUAAUGGUAGUGAGACACUACUCGUGGACUGUGGAGCAACAACCCAUAUAGUGAAUUCUGAAGAAAAUAUGAUUGAAAUUGAUAACAACUUCAAACCAGCUGAACAUUAUAUAGAAUUGAAAAGAGGAUUGUAUGUCACAUACUUACGUACAGAAAGUGGAGAACUAGUUAAAGUUAACCUUGAAAACGCACUGUAUGUACCAACUUACCCUCAAAAUAUUUUUUCUGUUCAAGCCGCAACCCGUAAAGGUGCUGUUGUCAACUUCUCCAAUGAUCAUGCUAAUCUUAUUGCCCCAGAUGGAACAAUCUUUCCAAUCGAACAACGCCAACGACUAUACUAUCUGUACAAAAAUAAUGUGAGCCAAAAACGCAUAGAAGAUUUGAGAACAUGGCACAGAAUAUUAGGACACUGUAAUAUUGAUGAUGUGAUAAAAUUAGAAUCUGUACUUUAA
Molecule: messenger RNA, 741 nt
Organism: Hydractinia symbiolongicarpus
Lineage: Eukaryota; Metazoa; Cnidaria; Hydrozoa; Anthoathecata; Hydractiniidae
Exons: 2
Coding region: 1-741 (246 amino acids)
Molecular function (GO): nucleic acid binding; zinc ion binding
Source: RefSeq, a predicted model, not a curated record